AUGUGGGAGCUUUGUGGAGACUCCUGGGCAGGAUCCAAGCCAGCCAGGAGGGACGAGAAGCAGGAGAGAGAAUUGCUCCCAUUUCCUCCCCAGGGCUACACCUCGUUCUGGAACGACUGCAUCUCCUCGGGGCUGCGCGGGGGCAUCCUGAUCGAGCUGGCCCUGCGCGGCCGCAUCCGCCUGGAGCCCCUGGCCCUGAGGAGGAGGAGGCUGCUGGAGAGGAAGGUGAGCGUGGGGAGACUGGAGGAGAACCCCAAAACCAGCCUCAAAUCCCUCCAAAAUCCCUCUCCAAACGUCCCUGGGAGCCACCAAAAUCCAGCCAGGGUCACCCUCUGCAGCAGAGCUGCAGGGGCUGUGGGGAGCUGGGUGGAAAUCUUGGACCGAGAGACCUGGAACCCCUUCAAGCUGCAGUACCAGCUGCGCAACGUGCGGGAGCGGCUGGCCAAGGCCCUGGUGGAGAAGGGCAUCCUGACCACGGAGAAGCAGAACUUCCUCCUCUUCGACAUGACCACGCACCCCGUCAGCAACGCCUCCGAGAAGCAGCGCCUGCUGAAGAGGCUCCAGGAGAGCGUCCUGGAGCGCUGGGUCAACGAGCCCCAGCGCAUGGAGCGCAGGACUCUGGCCCUGCUGGUGCUGGCCCACGCCUCCGACGUGCUGGAGAACGUUUUCGCCAGCCUGGCCGACGACAAGUACGACCUGGCCAUGAACAGGACCAAGGACCUGCUGGAUAUGGACCCCGAGGUGGAGGCUGCCAAAGGAAAGGGCACCGAGAUGAUCUGGGCCGUGCUGGCCGCCUUCAAUAAGUCCUAAAAGUCCUCCUUGGUGGGUCCCCGUGCUGGGGUCACACCCAGAGGGACCUGGAGCUGGAAGCUGCCAAAGGCAGGGACAUGGAGAUGAUCUGGUGACCUGGGCCAUGCUGGUGGCCUUCAAUGAAACACUUCUCACAUGGGGUGGGGAGAUCCUGGAUGGGUCCCAUCAAGGGAACCUCACACCCCACCUGGGGUCCCAUCAAGGGGACCCCUCUCCCCAGAGGGACCUGGAGCUGGAAGCUGCCAAAGGCAGGGGCACUGAGAUGAUCUGGGCCGUGCUGGUGGCCUUCAAUAAGUCCUAAACACUUUUCACAUGGGGUGGAGGAGACCCUUGAUGGGUCCCACCGAGGAGAACCCUCUCCCCAUGGGAACCUGCAGUUCCUGGGGCACAGAUUUGGAGAUGAUCUGGGCCGUGCUGGUGGCCUUCAAGAAGUCCUGGACUCCUCACCCAGGGUGGAGGUGACCCUUGGUGGGUCCCAUCAAGGGGAGCCCUCUCCCCAUGGGCACCUGCAGUUCCUGGGGCGCUGGGUGGGCUCAGCCUGGGGAGGGACCAGGGGAUUUUUUGCUUUUCCCCUCCCCAGGUAGGGGAGAACCCCCCAGCAGCAGCACCAGCACAGCCCCGUGGUGCCUCCGGGGGAGGUGGCAGCAGCUCUUCACUCCUUGCCCUUGGGCAUUUCCUUCUGAGGCCAGUGCAGAGCCGGGGGUGGCAGUGCCAGGGGUGGCA
Messenger RNA from Pyrgilauda ruficollis (rufous-necked snowfinch), 1533 nucleotides. Its product is annotated as Golgi phosphoprotein 3-like. Gene Ontology annotation, molecular function: phosphatidylinositol-4-phosphate binding. The record is from RefSeq and is a predicted model, not a curated record. NCBI's taxonomy places the organism in Eukaryota, Metazoa, Chordata, Aves, Passeriformes, Passeridae. The transcript has 3 exons. Gene Ontology annotation, biological process: retrograde vesicle-mediated transport, Golgi to endoplasmic reticulum; Golgi to plasma membrane protein transport; Golgi vesicle budding. Bases 1 to 810 code for a protein of 269 amino acids. Gene Ontology annotation, cellular component: trans-Golgi network; cytosol; Golgi cisterna.